Molecule: messenger RNA, 3348 nt
Organism: Oikopleura dioica
Lineage: Eukaryota; Metazoa; Chordata; Appendicularia; Copelata; Oikopleuridae
Source: the annotation of a GenBank genome assembly
AUGACGACUGUUUCCGAUCGUUGGAAUCGUGCUCUAACCGAGCUUUCCAAAUUUCACGAAUUUAAUUUUGAAGAAAGGAGAAAAUUAUUUGCUGAUAUCGAACACCUUGCUCAUGGACCUCUUACUGGAUAUGAGGCUCGUAUUUGCGCAGAGCUUCAUGACUUGACUUCUCGUUUUCGAAGCAUUGACACUUCUUAUAAAAGAGAGACUUCCAAUGCGAUAAAAGAUCUUGGAGACCUUGUGGAGCUUUUUGGCAGAAGACUUCUUAUUUUCGACGAACAAAGUGCACUGUCCCUUACUCAACUGUUUGUGGAUUUCCUACCUCCGACGCAAGACUUUGAUUUGGAAGGAGAAACACCCCUCGCUAUUUCUAUGUUGAAUGGCCUAGCUGCUGUUCUUUAUCAAAAUGGAAUUCAUAUUCCAAUGUUGCUUCCACUUGGCAAGCAUCUUAGUGAUCUAUUUGUCCACUGCUUGAAUCCAGGACUGAACCCAAACAUAAGAUGCGCUCUUGCUCAAUCGUGCGUCAAUAUUUCGCUUCCAUCAAUAACCGGCCACGAUCCAGAAAAAGAAGCGGUAUCACGAGCAAUGGAUAUUUUACUCAAGCUUUUGGACAUGGAAGGCGCUUCUAUGGGAAAUAAGUGCCUUACUACUGCACAUAUGAUCAUGGUGGCGCUCAAAGGAAUAUCACGGAUCCUUGAAAGAAUUAGUUCACGAAACGAGUAUAUUCAUGCGAAUGAUUUGAAUACCUUGUUGACUCAAGGCCUCAACUGGUCUCUUUAUGGGCUUCAAGGGGCACAACCAAUGGAUAAGACGAUCAAACGUGAAGAGCUUCCUGAAGACGUUAUUCCGGAGGAACGCAGCUCAGAUCAUCAACGGGUUAGGAGGAAGAAAGCAGUAACGAGAAGAAAAUUUAGACCAGCUGAGAAUGAGAUGCCAAAUACAGACAUGCAAGAAAUAAAAGACAGACUUCCGUGGCUCGGAGUUUCUUCAAGCUCAGAUAGCGAGUCGGAUACAAAUGCAGAAAAAGAUUCGGACUCUGAAUCCCGAAAAUUGAGACAGAAACGAAGCUGUAUUAGACAAGCUGCACUGAUAACACUUAAAAUUAUUGUCAAAAAUACGGGAAAGCGAGACUUGUGUCACUAUUGGAAGCUUUUUCUCCCUUCGAGUAUUCAAAAUCCAGAAAGCAUCGUUGAAGGUGAUUUGAAUCAGGGAAACUGUGGUUUGAUUCUCUCUAUUCUUUGGGACCCGGCUCCAAAGGCGCGAAAUCUGGCAGUCGAAGUCCUCAGACAUUUUAUUCAACAAUGCAAGCAAUUCAUCCAAAGAUGUUGUGUUGCCCGAAGAUCUGGACCAAAUUACACCUCUCUUGGAGAGGCUCUUACUGUAUCAAUCGAGCGUCUGCAUCAUCUUCUGAUCUUUGCACUUCAAAAAGAACAACGAAUGAAUUUCCUCUGCAAUCAAGAAAUAUUAUUGAUGAACCAGCUUUACAACACUUUGAAGACAGCAUCCGAAGCAACGAACUAUUCAGUCUUCCGUACAAAUCUGCUCAAAACAGUCAUUACAAAAGUUCUACCUCUUAACCGAAUAGCUGCUCAAUUUAUGUUCUUGAAAUCAAUCGCUGGAGAACGAACUCUGUCUGAAAGCUGCAAAGGAUUGUAUUGCGUUCCAUGGGACGAAAUCACGGCUGGAGAAAAUAUCUCCUACAUGAUCUGCAAAUCUGUCCGUGAUGCUCCCUGGCCAAUAGCUACUGCAUAUUCUCUUCUUUGGAACUCUUACGGGCGCGAAGAAUCGCCAUCUUCUGUCCCAUGUGAUCCAAAAAUGAGGACGACUAUCGAAGAAGAAGCGAUCGAAAUACUCCAGAAUUUCACGACCCAUCACUUUUCUACUUUGCAAGAGAACCACGUACAUAUCUUAGAUAUAAUGAAAAUACUUUUAAAUUCCGAAAUGCAACCAAACGUUAUCGCAGCUGCCUUCCGCCUUCUUCAAACCAUCAAUGCCCAGUCGAGAAGUCUGCGAAUGGCUAACAACACUACUCCAGAUGAAGACACACCCGUGCCUACCGAGGCAAUGCUCGGUCUUUGGUCUUAUCUCAUCGAAUCCAUCCUGCCCAAAUUUCUUCAAACAGCUACUCCCGUCAAUGCUUCAAUAUCCGAGGCCGCUCUUGGAGCUGUGUCUCACAUCGAAGGCCAAGUAUUCUCGCGCCUAGACAAUCGGCAACAAGCUUGGGUCAUGUCCGUGAUGCCUGACAUGUGCAACCACUCUGAUAUUGAUGUGCAAACUCGCGCCAUCAAGGCUCUUGGCGAUCUCGUGCUCAUACAAUCCAUCCGCUCCGAUGAAAACUUCCUCAACAAUGUCACCAACGUCUUAUUAAAGAAAACGAUCGAGCAUAAAGAUUUGAUCUUUACUUCUAAUCCUCACGAUUUGAGUUCAAAAGUGCGCAAUGAUUUGAUCUACGCGAUUGCCUGUCUUGCAGAUGCAAUGAGGUUGACAAUGGAAGAGAGAAGGGUUGAUGAAGCAGAAGACUUGCCCUUUGUUUAUGAGAUUUUUUCUCAGGCUGAAAUCUCGUCCUUUUUCGACUUGAUGAACCUCUCAAAGGACUUUUACGACCACAUAUCAGCGCAAGACCGCGUUAAACCACAGGCCUUACGAGCAGUUGGCGGAUUUCUACAACUCGCACCUCCGAAAACACCAAAAUGCACAGUUCUUCGCUUAGUAAAAGUUCUUGAAUCUGCCAUCAAGCAGCGCAAUGCCAAAGUUGUUUGGAAUGGGUCUAAGGCUGCCGAGUACUUCUUCGGCAAUGAUUCGAUAUCUUCUAUCAAUCAAGAGUGGUCCCAUUUGCUUAUCAAAGCACUUUCGUCUUCUAUGAAGUCUCAUCAGCAUAGCAAAGUCAAAAUAAGUUGCUUAUCGUCACUUAACUCGCCAAACGCACUGAAACUGAUCAAAUCAGACCCUGCAAGUCAGGUAGACCUUAUGCAAGAUCUUGAACAUCUCGCGGGCACUUAUCAAAAGAUGGACUCAACACUUGUCGACUACAGAUCAAAAAUGCGUGACUUGCUCAUCGAAGUUGUUGCCCAGCUCACUUCUGCAGAUCAAUGCUCGAUCGAGAUUGAUACACUUGUUCAAAAUCGAACGAAAACAUUAGCUCUACCUUUCCAGGAAUAUGUUGACACGAAUGGAUUGGAAUCGCUCGACAAGAUGCUCAAAUGUUAUGAAGCAAACCGAACAUUGCUCAACCCGAUCACUAGCAUUCUUGUUGAUAAAAUGGAUGACAACGGCAACGAACUUGGUCUCAAUGCUGACUCUAUUCCUGACAUAGUACCAGGGACAGUUUUACAACCUGGACAAUUCUGA